GGGCGGGGACUGUUAUCCAGAGUACACACGGGAAAGCGGAAGCUAGCGGUGGUGGAGAUGUUUGUGUUGUGAUGAGACUCCCAAAUUUUACUAUGACAUAUGUGGCCAAAAAUUCGUUUUACAGACUACAUGUUUGAGAUUGAGCCGGCAAUAAAUGCGAUUUAAAUGCUAACUUUGACCGUGAGCUCUUCAGAAAGUGGCUAACUCCGAGUUAAAACUGACAACAAGGAGACAGACGUGACUGUCAUGUCGGCAAAAAUGAACGCAGGCAGGAGCAAAGACAGCGGCGAAGUUAUUAAAAACUACCACAAGCAGGCGUUUGAGUACAUAUCGAAGGCAUUAAGGAUCGAUGAAGAUGAUACAGGAGACAAGGAACAGGCUGUCCAGUGGUACAAGAAAGGGAUUGCUGAGCUUGAAAGGGGAAUAGCUGUAGAGCUCACGGGACAAGGGGAUCAAUAUGACCGAGCCAAGAGACUUCAGGAUAAAAUGGUCAGCAAUCUCACCAUGGCAAGAGAUAGGCUUUCUCUUUUAGAGGCGACGCUGGCGUCUAAGAGGCGCAGUGAUCCCAAGAGCAGCCCGAGUCAUGUGCUUCCACAACCAAAGCCUGUGCCUAAAAGUCAGCCUGCAGCGCGAGGGGUGUCCAGCAACAUCAGGCCUUCCACUGCUGUCAGACCCCCAUCAAGACCCACUGAUACAAAGUUGGCCCCACGGGCGGGGAAAGCUCAGAAUGGGAGACCUGCAGCUGUGAAACAGCCCCCAAAGAGAGACAUGAAAAACUUCAAGAACGUGGACAGCAAGCUGGCCACCCUGAUUCUGAAUGAAAUUGUUGACAGUGGAGCAUCUGUAUCCUUUGAAGACAUUGCGGGACAGACACUGGCCAAGCAAGCACUCCAAGAGAUCGUCAUCCUCCCUGCCUUAAGACCAGAGCUCUUCACUGGCCUCAGAGCUCCGGCACGUGGCUUGCUUUUAUUUGGACCGCCUGGAAAUGGGAAAACAAUGCUGGCGAAAGCAGUCGCAGCAGAGUCAAAUGCCACGUUCUUUAACAUCAGCGCUGCUAGUUUGACCUCUAAAUAUGUGGGAGAGGGCGAGAAGCUUGUGCGAGCACUGUUUGCAGUUGCCAGAGAAUUACAGCCCUCUGUCAUCUUUAUUGAUGAGGUUGACAGCUUGCUGUGUGAAAGGAGGGAGGGAGAACACGAUGCCUCUCGGCGAUUAAAAACCGAGUUCCUCAUCGAGUUUGACGGGGUGCAGUCAGGAGGGGAUGAUAGGGUGCUUGUAAUGGGUGCGACCAACCGGCCUCAGGAGCUUGAUGAAGCAGUCCUGAGACGCUUUGCUAAAAGGGUGUACGUGGCGUUGCCAGAUGCAGAGACAAGAUUCACACUGCUGAAGAAUCUUUUGGAAAAGCAAGGGAAUCCACUGAGCAAAAAUGAGCUGUCAACACUUGCUAAAGCGACUGCAGGAUAUUCCGGAAGUGAUCUCACGUCGUUAGCCAAAGAUGCAGCGCUCGGGCCGAUCAGAGAGUUGGGACCAGACCAAGUCCGAAGUAUGGCUGCAAGUGAGAUGCGUAACAUCAAGAUGAAAGACUUUGAGGAAUCCCUGAAGCGCAUUAAGCCCAGCGUUAACCCAACGACUCUUAAUAUGUAUACCAAAUGGAACAAAGAUUAUGGCGACACAACGGCUUUCUGAACUCAGCAGUUCAUUUUCACUUGUAAAAAAGAAAAAAAAAGUAAAGGGUGUGAAAGUAAAGCUACACUUGAUUAAUUGGUUUUAAACUACGGGUACACAAUGUCAUCAGCACAAAUGAAGUCAAAAACCUGGGACACACCCUCUGUAAGUUGGUGAAGCAAUAAUGUACAAACAUGAUAACAUUCGGAGUUCUUAUUGCUACUUUUCCUGUUUUAUGGGAAGGCUUUCCAGCAAAAUUUACUAUGAGUUUACUUUACUGUAUUAUUACUUUACUGUAACAAUUGCUACCUGAAACUUGAUUAUUUAUUCUUGAAAAUAUUUGACAAAAUUACAAGUGAUCUUUCUUACAAGUGAUUUGCCUCAAGGGGGCAGCAAGUUUCCUUAAAUCCUGACAUAACAUCACUGAAAUCGAUUGUUUUGCACAUGGCAUUAGUUGACAGUGUUGAUGGUAUUGAUCACCAAGUGCUGUACUUGUACAGAUGCAGGAGUGAUAUUGAUUGGGAGAGGAUUUGCCAUAUUGGGUUUCUUUUGUAUGAUACAGUUUUUCAAUUGGUUCUCAUAGUUUGUAGAGACAGAUACUUGUAUUGCUUUUGAAAGUUGGAGACCUAAUGAAUUGUUACGUCGCACAACUCCUUUUGUUUUUUGUUCAGACAGUUGUUGACAUUUAGUUGAGUUGAGCAGAACUAUGACAGCUCUCCAUUCUCCUCAUGUACCAAUAAAUACAGCCAAGUCAAUCCA
Messenger RNA from Acanthopagrus latus (yellowfin seabream), 2421 nucleotides. RefSeq names its product spastin-like. The record is from RefSeq and is a predicted model, not a curated record. The coding region runs from base 247 to 1683 and encodes 478 amino acids. Gene Ontology annotation, molecular function: ATP hydrolysis activity; ATP binding. Gene Ontology annotation, cellular component: microtubule cytoskeleton. Lineage: Eukaryota; Metazoa; Chordata; Actinopteri; Spariformes; Sparidae. The transcript is spliced from 16 exons.